AUUUCGUGCAGACUAAAAAACAUGUCAGCCGCCAUGAAGAGUUCUCUAUCAAAUAAUCUUCAACAAAACGUCUCAUCUUGCAAAAUUCUUGUCGUUGGAGCUGGUGGAAUCGGAUGUGAACUGUUAAAAAAUUUGGCUCUAACAGGAUUUUCGGAUAUUGAAGUGAUUGAUCUAGAUACUAUAGAUGUCAGUAAUCUUAAUAGACAGUUUUUAUUCAGGAAGGAACAUGUGGGAAAAUCUAAGUCACAGGUGGCAAAAGAAAGUACCCUGAAAUUCAAUCCUGAUGUAAAUAUUGUAGCCUAUCAUGACAGUGUCAUGAAUCCUGAUUAUGGAGUUAACUUCUUCAAGAAAUUUAAACUAGUCAUGAAUGCACUUGACAACAGAGCUGCUAGAAAUCAUGUUAAUCGUAUGUGUUUAGCUGCUGAUGUACCACUAGUUGAAAGUGGAACUGCUGGUUAUCUAGGCCAAGUUACUGUUAUUAAAAAGGGAUUAACAGAAUGUUAUGAAUGUCGACCUAAAGCAACACAGAAAACAUUUCCAGGCUGUACUAUAAGAAAUACUCCAUCAGAACCUAUACAUUGUGUAGUAUGGGCUAAGCAUUUAUUUAAUCAGUUGUUUGGAGAAGAUGAUCCAGAUCAGGAUGUUUCUCCAGAUACAGAAGAUCCAGAAUUAACAGCUGAAGCAGGAGAGAAGGCUCUAGAGAAAGAGACAGAAGGCAAUGGAAAAGAUCUAGAGAGAAAAUCUACAAGAGUAUGGGCGAUUGAAAAUGGGUAUAAUCCUGAAAAAAUAUUUUCAAAGUUAUUUAGAGAUGAUAUCAAAUAUUUAUUGUCAAUGGAAGCUUUAUGGAAGACACGACGGCCACCAGAGCCAUUAGAUUGGAAUAAUCUUUCAGAUGCUACACCAAGUUCUGCAACACAGAUGAGAGAUCAGAGAAUAUGGUCUAUGAAAGAGUGUGGUGAAGUAUUUGCUAAUUGUUUGGGUAAAUUAAAAAUAGAUUUAGCAGCACAGGGUGAUGAUGGUAUGUUAGUGUGGGAUAAGGACGAUGAGACUGCUUUGGAUUUUGUUGUAUCUGCUGCCAACAUCCGUGCCAAUAUCUUUGGAAUCUCACAAAAGUCACGAUUUGAUAUAAAGUCAAUGGCAGGUAAUAUUAUACCAGCUAUAGCAACGACUAAUGCUAUUGUAGCAGCUUUAAUAGUUAUGGAAGCAUUAAAAAUAAUAAAUGACCAGUUUGAUAAAUGCACUACAGUAUAUCUAAACAGAAAACCUAACUUCAGAAAAAAAUUACUAGAUGCUGGUCGAUUAGAUCCACCUAAUCCUAAAUGUUAUGUCUGCUCAGCUAAACCAGAAGUCACAGUAGUGUUAAAUACACAGAAGAUAACCAUCAAAUUCUUAGAAGAAAAGAUCUUGAAAGGUGAUUUAGGCAUGGUAGCACCUGAUGUAGAAAUAGAUAAUGGAAUGGGUACUAUUAUCAUAUCAAGUGAAGAAGGAGAAACUGAAGAAAACAACGAAAAAUUAUUGUCCUCAUUUGGUAUUAUUAAUGGAAGUCGAUUAAAGUGUGAUGACUUUUUACAGAACUAUAAUUUAAAUAUAACCAUUGCCCAUGUAGAGAAACUUGAAGAUGAAAAGGAGUUUAUGGUAGUAGGAGAUAUGGCUGAAUUACAGGCUAAAUUAGAAGAGAAUUCCAAAAAGAAAGAAGAGGGGACUGGUGCUGCUCUUGAAAAAUCAAAAGAAGAGGAGGAAGAUGAUUUAGAAAUAAUUGAUGAUAUUGAAGCUAUGGAAACAGGGCCAACUGAUACUAGUCCAAAGAAACGAAAAGCAGAUGAACUAGACUGUACACCUACAGCUAAAAAACAGAAAAAAUCGGUUGGAGGUGAUGGGGAUGCUGAUAUAGUAGAAAUUCUAUGAAGUUUUAAUUAGAGAACAUUUUUUUACACGUCUUUAUGAAGUGCUGCAAGGGACCAAUCACCUCCUAUUAUCUGUAAAUAAUCAACCGAGUUAUUGGAGAAUGUACAUCCCAUGUCAAAGAACAAAAUUAAAACUGAGUUAAAUCUUGCAUCAAAA
Messenger RNA from Patella vulgata (common limpet), 2061 nucleotides. RefSeq names its product SUMO-activating enzyme subunit 2. The transcript has 18 exons. The coding region runs from base 22 to 1905 and encodes 627 amino acids. Gene Ontology annotation, molecular function: SUMO activating enzyme activity. Gene Ontology annotation, biological process: protein sumoylation. The record is from RefSeq and is a predicted model, not a curated record. Lineage: Eukaryota; Metazoa; Mollusca; Gastropoda; Patellidae. Gene Ontology annotation, cellular component: cytoplasm; SUMO activating enzyme complex.